Messenger RNA from Candidozyma pseudohaemuli, 1938 nucleotides. RefSeq lists its product as uncharacterized. The record is from RefSeq and is a predicted model, not a curated record. Bases 1 to 1938 code for a protein of 645 amino acids. NCBI's taxonomy places the organism in Eukaryota, Fungi, Ascomycota, Pichiomycetes, Serinales, Metschnikowiaceae. The transcript is spliced from 3 exons.
AUGGAUUUGUUGAAGAAAAUUGUAAACUUUUAUUUCGAAAGUGAAAAGCCUCCACAGGAGCCUUUACUAAAGAAAGUGGAGACUCGGUUCGAGUUCCGCAAGCAUGGGAAAAAUUUGGAUGAUUUCAAAGAGAAGUUUCCCAAGGUUUUAAAUCACGAGGCCCAAACACUCAGAACGAUCGGUUUCAAAAUCCUGGACGAUUUGUUUCAAGUGAGUGAGCUCCAACUUCCAAAUGAGAAUGCAGCGCCAAAUAUCAAGAGUCUUGUUGAUUCUGGACGUUCAAAACACGGCAUUCCUUCAUUUGGGCAACACCCUCCUUCGGAUACCGAUAAAGUGGUUUUCCUUGUCCGUUCCACGAGAAUAACGUUUGCAUGGUCCAAUCAUGACAUGUUGAUGCCCAUUGUUGGAAGCUGCUUUUUUGAAAAGGGGAAAGAAAUUAAUGAUUUCCCGGGCCCUAAAUUUCCAAUGACCCAUCUGAUCUACGGAGUUGGGUCCGAGAUGAAUACAGGCUCAAAGCACAAAUUAAAUGAAGACAUCACGCUUUCGUUCAAUGCCGAAUUCAAGCAGGCGUCAUGGUUUUGUCAGAAAGCUUAUCAUCGUAUUGUGCUUCCAGAAAUGGCACUUCCAGACUUUCUUUCAUUGAAAUUCAGUGUUUCAGAACCAGGUGAAAUAGACAGUGAUCCGUUCGUAAUCACCGACAUUUGCAUCGAGCUCCAGGAGUUUGUCAGUGUCCAUGAGGAGGGACAUUUUUUCAAAGACGUCCGUUCCACGUUGUUGGUCAAAAAGGCACCUUUUGAAAUGAUGUAUCUUUCUGAAGGCGCCUUGGAAAUCCCGUCACACCUUUUCGCCACAAAUUUGCCUGACAUUGGACCUUCCUUUUUUGUCGAGGACCUCACGAGAAGUUACGGGUUAAACAUAACCGUAAAGGUGAAUUACAAGGACUGUCCAUACAUUUGCGCCACGGCAUUUAUGGAGUUGAACGUGGCAAAAGAGCAGAAGGAGGAGUUUGAUAUGUUGGAAAUCGACGAACUCAGCUACUAUGGAUGGGACUUUUUCUCCACUGUUCGUUAUUUCCAGGCCCCUUCGGGAGGAAAAAGUGAAGAUGAACAAUUCUUGAAGUUACCCGUUGCCAGACCACGCAAACAUCUCGAGGGCCUUUAUCAACUGAAGGCAGAAAAUCAGGAACAGCUCCUCAGUUCAAGGGUCCGUCAGCUCACAAGAAUCACCAAAAAACCAGUUUCUGGAGGCGACGCAACAAACUCAAACAAGCCCUAUGCCUCGAGGUGCUUGUUGGUUGAAGACGAGAUUGUUCAAGCUGUCGACCUCGACUACCGACCAGUGAGAGCUAUGAGAGAUCAAGUUUUCUUUAUUGGAGACGAUUGUGUGCCGCUUUCUAUUCGUUUUACAGCUACCAAACACGGACGUUUCAAGCAGUCACACGGAUGGAGCGGUGAAGCAAUUGCAGUUCCUGGAAUGCACUUAUCUGAGCUUGUGGAUGUCACGCUUAUGCUUCCACUGAGCUCAGAGGACUUGGUGGAAGAUAUCCAGUUCAAGCACAUGAAGGUGUAUUUCAAGACCGUGAAGGCAGGCCAGGUUUGGAAAGCGGGAUUGUUGUUUGAGGAGCACAAUUUCCUGCCCUUCAAGGUCAGUGACUUUAAAGAAGCUGUUCCUGGUGACCCUUCGGCUUGUGCUGUUACGCUUUCUAAAGCAGUUCUCAAAGGCAAAAUUCCCGAAAGCCUCGAGCCAAGUUCCUGGAAUGUGUGUCAUUUUUUGGAAGUCCACUUUUCCGUGAACGAUAAGGAUGACGAGCGUGGCUGGGGACAACAGAUAUUCAUUGCCCUGGAGCUGCAAAAGGAAACGGACCCUACCCUGAAACUGCAAUUGGAGCGUGGCCACUGUCCUGAAACUGCAAGAGGAAUGUGGGACUUCGGUUGCUGA